AUGCCGGUGUCUUCCGCCAAGGCCACCAAAAAAAGUGCAUUCUCCUGCGAUCAAUGCAGAAAGAGGAAAGUAAAGUGCGAUGGACAUAAACCCACUUGCGUUCGCUGCACUCGCCGCAGCGAAACCUGUGAAUACAAGCUUUCACCCACAUUAUCCUAUACCCAGAAGCUUGAAAAUAAGGUCAAGGCAUUAGAGCAUGCUCUUUCAAUUGCAGAGGAAAACGGAUCUACGUCUGAUACUGCAGAGCAAUCUCCCUCAAGCACGUCGACGGCUGCGGCGUUACCGCCUGCGCCAACAAAGCGGUAUUUUAAGUCAAUAAAGGGGCUGAAACUCGAUAGAAAAGGCGCAAUUACCUAUCAUGGCGCGACAAGCUUCUUUCAGCUACCAAGUUCGGACUUGAACGAAGCAUUUGAGGGGCAAAGUGGGGGUGCUUUCGAAACCCUUGAUGAGGGAAACCGAAGGAAAGAGAAGCUGGUCAACAAUGCAUGGCAACAGCGUGCUUUAGAGCGAUUUUUGGAAACUCCAGAACCUUUCCAGUUCUUGCUCAAUAUUCACUGGUGUUGGAUACAACCCUUGUUCAACUUCAUCUACCGUCCUGCUUUCACACGAGAUAUGGAGAUCCUCGGCCCUUAUUAUUCACAUACCCUUCUCAAUGCCGUGCUCUCACAUUCCGCCCGUUGGUGCAGAUAUAACGCAGAAAUUCAGUUUCUCCUUGAGCCUUACGAUAAUGGAGCUCUUUUCUCAAGACAAGCACGCUCGCUGGUCUUUUCCGAAGUUUCGACCGGCCAUCCAAAGGUGCCAACCAUACAAAGUCUCUUGUUAUUGAGCGCGCAAGAAUGUAGCGCCGGAAACCGAACACAAGCCUGGCUAUACACCGGAAUGGCUAUCCGACUGAUUGAGGAUAUGGGGAUCACGUUCAAUACUGGUAGGAGCCAGUUAGAACUAAACCUUGAGGAUGAGGACGUCGAAAUCCGACAGCGCCUUUUCUGGAGUUGUUAUUUCUGGGACAAGAUGGUCAGUUUAUACUUGGGUAGAACCCCGAUGCUGCAGCAUUCGGGCAUCAGCCCCGACCAGAUAACAUUGGACGAUUCUGCAGAGAAUGAACUCUGGUCCCCUCAUGGGGUCGUGUAUCCUGAAGGCUCAGAAUACCCACCAACUAUGGCGCACUCUGUCACUUGCUUUAGAUGGAUGUGUCGGCUUUCUAUCAUUUUUAAUGAAAUUCUCAUCCACAUCUAUGACCCGACGAAGCCGCACACAGAUGCGGAGGUGAGGGCUUGUUUACAAAGUGAAGAGCAUUCCCUGAAACAGUGGUGGGAAGAUCUUCCAAACGUCCUCAAAAUCGAUACGGAAAACCUUCCGCAAUACUGUCCUCCUAGUCACAUUGUCACUUUGAACUGCCUAUACCACGUUUUCAAGAUCCUCCUGUAUCGGCCGAUGCUGUUCCAAAAGGACUCGAUGAAAGGCAACCGACCCCGAGCAAAUGCGCAUCAUCUGCUAGAGUGCAUCUCGUCUGCAACGUCAAUCAUUACAAUCUAUGACCUCUUCUGUCAAUCCUUCGGGUUUGAAUAUACUGUUCUCUCUUUAUCCUAUGGCAUCUAUACCGCAGCAUCCAUUUUUCUCCUCCAGAUCCAGGCUGCCUCACGCCCGGACGCGCAGGCUUUGCCACGGCUCAGGUUCUGUAUAAGUGCCUUGGAGCAACUCAGCGUUUCAAACCCAGUUGUUGAGAGCGCACUGGGUCUUAUAACCGACUCAUUGUCAAAAAUAAGACCGGAUAUACUCCCCGUUGUAUCCACGAACGACGAAGACAAAAUUGCGAAUGCCACAUUACAAGCGGAAACUCAAAAAGAAUUUCUCUCCGCAGAAUCCAAUCAUACAGGUCACCGGACAGGGUAUUUGGACUACCCCGAGCCAGUCAUUUGUGGUUCCGACCCCGAAGAAUUUACUAUAUCCGAUGAGACCCUGGAAGCAUUCCCAUUUCUCACCCCCAUAGAUGCGGCGUUUGGAACUAGUUACCAUCAAGCUUUCUAA
This is a messenger RNA of Penicillium cosmopolitanum, 2028 nucleotides long. RefSeq lists its product as uncharacterized. Lineage: Eukaryota; Fungi; Ascomycota; Eurotiomycetes; Eurotiales; Aspergillaceae. Gene Ontology annotation, biological process: DNA-templated transcription; regulation of DNA-templated transcription. The transcript is spliced from 7 exons. The record is from RefSeq and is a predicted model, not a curated record. Bases 1 to 2028 code for a protein of 675 amino acids. Gene Ontology annotation, molecular function: DNA binding; DNA-binding transcription factor activity, RNA polymerase II-specific; zinc ion binding.